Dermacentor silvarum is the source of this 1142-nucleotide messenger RNA. RefSeq names its product histidine protein methyltransferase 1 homolog. The transcript is spliced from 7 exons. The coding region runs from base 248 to 1090 and encodes 280 amino acids. NCBI's taxonomy places the organism in Eukaryota, Metazoa, Arthropoda, Arachnida, Ixodida, Ixodidae. The record is from RefSeq and is a predicted model, not a curated record.
GACAACUAAUACAAACAUGGUGCGCUCCAGAAGUUGAAGCAUGUUGUUUUCAUGGAUACAGAAAAUAUGUAUACAUUAACGCCAUUUAUUCUAUGUUAACACGUUUUCAAACUAUCGUGCAGACACUGAGAAAUUGUGCAAAUUGCAUAAGUUUCACAUAGUAAUGUUGUGGGCUGUAUACAUCAUGCCGGGGUGUGUUUUCUGUUUGAGCUCCCGACACACAUCUUGAAGAAUAGCUCCGUCCGAUAUGUCUUUCUCAUUCAAAUUUGAUAUACCGGAUGCUGAAGGCGCGAUCCUUAACCAGGACGAGCAUGUCGAUUCAGAGUGCAAACACUUGACCAAGCCUGUUGCACCUUAUGAGGAGGUCGUGCCGAGGCAGGAGCAUGAAAACCGUCACGAAAGUCUGGAAAAAAGCGUGCUAGACCUGACAUCUAUCAAGGUAAUAUUUCUAGUUGGCGGCCAAAUGGAAAGCCUUCUCAGGGGGGAUGUUCUUGAGGCGACUGAAGGAAACCUGGACAUUGUUCCUAGUGUUUAUGAAGGUGGUAUGAAGGUCUGGGAGUGCUCCGUUGAUUUGGCGGAGUAUAUUGAAAACCAGCUGAGCAUUGAUGACGAAGCCAAAGUACUUGAGCUCGGAUGUGGUGCUGGCCUUCCAGGUCUCGUGGCCUGCCUCAAAGGUGCAUCUGUGGACUUUCAAGACUAUAACAAGCAGGUGCUGGACCUUAUCACCAUACCCAAUGCCUUUGCUAAUAUUGGUGCUCGGGUGAAGAAAAGGUGCCAUUUUUUUGCAGGCGAUUGGAGUGCAUUGGUGGACAACAUUCUGCCUGCCCAGUAUGAUUUCAUCCUGACAAGUGAAACAAUUUACAACACUGCUAGUUACCAGUCCUUGAUCGCAGUUCUGAAGAAGGCAAUCAAACACACUGGUAUUGUGCUUGUUGCUGCCAAAACUUGCUACUUUGGAGUUGGAGGUGGCACAAGAUUAUUUGAAGAUGCUUUGGCUGUAGAUGGAUUUUUCACAUCACGUGUUGUUUUUGUCACGGAUUCUGGUGUGCAACGGGAAAUUCUGGAGCUGCGUGUCAUGCCUCCACCCUGACAUUGCCCACAGGUAUGCAAUAAACACUUUUGUACAGAGCAUCCUGCUGAAA